Messenger RNA from Malurus melanocephalus (red-backed fairy wren), 3675 nucleotides. It is a transcript of the gene TCEANC, whose product is annotated as transcription elongation factor A N-terminal and central domain containing. NCBI's taxonomy places the organism in Eukaryota, Metazoa, Chordata, Aves, Passeriformes, Maluridae. The record is from RefSeq and is a predicted model, not a curated record. Bases 2 to 1150 code for a protein of 382 amino acids. Gene Ontology annotation, cellular component: nucleus. The transcript is spliced from 2 exons. Gene Ontology annotation, biological process: DNA-templated transcription.
GAUGGCGGCGGAGCAGGAAGCGGGCGGGAGGCGCUGUGCCGGGCCCCGCUGCGGAGGUUUUAAAAUGUCUGAUCAGAAAAAUAUUGUACACAGAACUCAUUGUAUUGAAAAACUUCUGUCUGAGAACAAUUUUCAAGAUAUUGAGGAUCACCUUAAAGAACUUGAAGAUGUUGAUAUGACUGUAGAAUGUCUUCAGGGAACAGAAGUUACCAARGCUGUAUACAGAGUGCUCAAGAGCUGCCCUUCAGGAGUGUUGAAAAAGAAAGCAAAGCAGUUAUUAUCAAGGUGGAAAACACUUUACAAGAUUAACUGUGCUCAGUCAGUGCAAGUUAAAAAGUCAGUUUCUAUGUGUGGGAAAGAGGAAAUUGAGCAUCUCAGUGUAGGUACUAAAAAGCAGUUGCUGUCUGAAGGACCACGUCAGCAGGAAACAUUAGAUGGUACUAGUUCCAACAUUUUGGUCCCAUCAGAAACUGUUAAAAACAUGGUAUGUAACAAUGCAGAAGGCAGURUGAAUCAGCAUUCUUCUUUUGAGGAACAACACACUGCUCAUGAAGAUUCUAAAUCUGUUGUUAGUGAAGCAAGYAUGCAGCAGGAUCUGAUGAGAGCUCUGAGGUGUAAAUGUGUGGAUCUUCUUUAUAAAGCCUUGAUUGGUUCUGCCAAGGAAGAAGAAGAAGAAGCUGUUAAAUGGCUAGAAUUAGCUAAAGAAAUUGAAGAACAUAUUUUUGCUCUUCAUGCUAAAAAUGAUAAAAAGUAUAAAAAUUGCAUCAGAAGUAAGAUCUCUAACCUGAAGAACCCUAAAAGCUGCCACUUAAAACAUAACCUUUUUUCAGGAACUUUGAGCCCAAAAGCUUUUGCUGAGAUGACAGUGAUGGAAAUGGCRAGUGAUGAACUGAAACAGCUCAGGGCUCUGUACACAAAAUCAUCCGUUCAGGAGCAUCAGCUUCCACAGGUUAUUAAUGGCACACAGACAAACAAAAUAAAGUGCAGGCGCUGUGAAAAAUUUGAUUGCACUGUCACUAUGAUUGCCAGAGGAACUCUAUUUCUWCCAGCUUGGGUGCGAAACACAAAUCCAGAUGAACAAAUGUUGACUUACGUUAUUUGUAAUGAAUGUGGAGAACAGUGGUAUCACAGCAGAUGGAAUUGUUUGUAAUGCUAUCCCACUUUAAUGAGUAGUUUGGAAACAUGGGUAGGAGAACAUACCUCUGUUGAAACUCUGUAAUUUUAAAUUCUGUAUUGUUCUUUUAUGUUUUCAGUGGCAGUGGGUGCUGCCACUGAAAAACUGCAAAAUCAGCUUAAAAUAAACAUGAUAAUGUAUUUUUAAAGAUGACUUAAAUGAAUCUUACAUUUUUUUAAAGUAAUGUAAAUAUGUAAAGAAAUAAAAGGGUAAAGGGAAAAAUGGUUACUCUGUAUUUGAGUGARAUAUUUGCUAGUAAAUCCAUUAAAAAUAUUCUUGUGUGCAUUGCAGAAUGUUCAGUGUGGAUUCAGGCAUAAUUAGAUCACUUUUUGCAAGUAAGUGUUGGAUUAUUAAGUUGGUUUGAGAGGUGCUUUCUAACAGGGAAUAAAGAAACAAAAAAAUGGAGCAUUAAAGGGGGAGAAAGCAGCUAGCAAACAAAAGCAAAAAUGAAAUUCUGCUUUAGUUUUUUUUUAGCUAUUGGAAGGAAAACAGAACUUGUGACAGUCUAUCAGUAUGCAGGCCAGAUUUACAAUGUGUAAAUUUACAAUGCAGUAGCUGUGUCCAGCUACUGCAAGGAAAUUAAUGCAGGAUCAGACAAUGGAUUAUUUCAGAAAAUUAGGUAAAUAUAUUAUUUGAUUUAUGUUUAUUUAAUAAAUAAAAUUAAUAGGUGCUAAUAACUUUUUGAGUGGAUAUCCUCUCUGCACCUGGAACAUCUGUCCUGAACUGAGAAAAUUAAUGUUUUAUAUAGCACGGGUUACCCACAAACCAGUGAGUAGAAGGAAAUCGAAUAGCAGAAAUUUUUAUAAAUAUUUUUGUUCAAGAGUCAACAGGAUUCUGACUGUUUGUUUACCAGAAAUGUUUAUUUUGUCACUAAAGUAAGAGACCUCUAUAUUUUACAAAUGCCCAGCAGGCAUUUUGCGCUUCAAGGUUAAAAUAUAUCGGCAGAGCAGAGAAACUUGCUAAGUGUUUGCUGGAGGAAUUGAAAACAGUUUUGCACCCAUCUGGMACACAGCUGAUGCUAGUCAGAUCCUCUGGGCCGAGCUGCAUGACCUCUCAGAGAGAGGAGUUGGGGACAGAAGAUGAGGAAACAGCUGCUGGUGARCUAAAAGCCAGCCAGGACUGAAAGACAGGCCUUUGCUGUAUAUGGGGAAAAUGAUGUGUAACCUGAUGUUGCAAAGAGACACUUAAACUAUUCUACUGUAAGARAGAAGAAAACUCUUUCAAUUCUGUGAAGUGUUAAUAGUUAACUUUCAGUGGCAUUACUUAGAUUUUUAUCAUGUAAAAACGUGUGCUUUAGGGRAAUUGCACUGUAAAAUGCACAUUAAAGCUUUAGGCCAGACCCCCAGUGUUGAGCUGUGUAACCAAGCAGUUACUGUCUGGCCUUCCUUCCCAGCCCUUGUGUGCUGGAAUUAWUGCUUACAAGUAGUCCUGCUUGUUUAAGUGGGAAUACUUUUGUGUAAAGUAUUAUUGUUAGCUUUCAAUGAAACUACAGAAAAGCAAACACUCCCGUGUCAGUGGUUCACAGUAAGCACAGGAUUGUGUACAGUCAUUUUGAAGGUCAUGGUCCUGUUGAGGAGAGCUUUAUGCCAGCACUGUGCUGUGUCAGAACACCAUGUAGCAGAAGACUUUAUUUUAGCAGUGAGCARCUUAUAAAUAAUUUCUGCCUGCAGUUGGUUUUGAAGUCAUUCCAGUAAUGUAGAGCUCAUCCAAGUUUUAUCUUGGCAAAGGGAAAUGUUACAAGGCAUGGAGGGUGUUUCUGACAAUAUAUUUCAAGGGUAAAAUUUGUAUCUGUAACAGUAACUACAUUUGUAAUGUAACAGGCAACAUCAUUUUCUUUUGAAGUCACCAUUACCAAAUGUGUAGUGCUGAGCUAUAUCUACAGAUCCUUAUUUACUGAGCAGCUAAGAAAAUGUAAAAAGCAGCUCAUCAAGCCUGCCCCAAUGCAAUUUGAAUGACCUGAGCCAGCUGCAGCAAGAGGGUCAUUUCGUUCUAGCCUUUCACAUCUUCUAAAACAUGGAAAUCAUAAAAUCCAGAUAUUAACAAGUGCAGUUGCAGUUUGUGCUAUAGAAACYGUAAAGUUAGUAACUGCAAAUAGUCAUCAAAUGCAUUAUAAUCAUGUCACUUAUAAAACUAUCCCUUAACUUCUCUUUCAAACUGAAAAGUCAGAAUUCAGGGCAAGUCCUUGCACCCUUGAAGUUGUAAACUGAGCAUUUUAAAGUAGUUUUCCAUGGUAAUAGAUUGUAUAUAGGCAUUCCUCCAUCACUUUCCUUCCCAAUGACAAUUGAAGAACCCAAGAUCUGGCUUUGCAGCAAAUCCAGUUUAGGUAUUAAAAGAUGAGAAUAUAUUAGGUAAAUUUUGUGAAAUCCAGUAAUCAUGAAAAGAGUUUCUAUUCUAUUGAAAGAGAUGUAGCCUUUAGCCUUUUUUCAGGAGUUACCUAGUCUAAGCUGCUAGCUGCUGAUUUGAGAUACACAUAGUUUUUAGUAUUACCUAAAAACCAGGCA